UACAAUGCGAGUGCUCUAUCUUGUAUUUCUAGUAUUUUGCCUUACUUACCGCAUUGCAUCGUCUUUUGCAAUAACGGCUUUUCAGAAGAAAUCAACAAUAAUUUAAAUAGCAGUUAUUAUAUUAAGCCGUUUUUUUCAUUGAAAUGGGUGUUCCUAAGUUCUAUAGAUGGAUCAGCGAACGAUAUCCUUGUCUCAGUGAGGUGGUCAAGGAAAAUCAGAUUCCUGAAUUUGAUAACCUUUAUUUUGAUAUGAAUGGCAUUGUUCAUACAUGUUCUCAUCCAGACGAUGGAAAUGUUCAUUUUAGAAUCACAGAAGAAAAGAUAUUUAGUGACAUAUGCCAUUACAUUGAGGUGUUGUUCCGAUUGAUCAAACCAAGGAAGGUAUUUUACAUGGCUAUUGAUGGUUGUGCCCCUCGGGCUAAAAUGAACCAACAGAGAGGACGCCGGUUUAGGACUGCAAAAGCAUCGGAGGAACAAGAGAAGCAAGCUUUAGCAAAAGGAGAGAAAUUACCGGAUGAGAAGCGCUUUGACUCAAACUGCAUCACACCAGGUACACCAUUCAUGGUGCGACUUCACAGUCAUCUGCAGUAUUUCAUAUCCCAAAAGGUCUCUUCUGACCCCCUUUGGCAGAAUAUUAGGAUCUACUUGUCAGGCCAUGAGACCCCAGGUGAAGGAGAACACAAGAUCAUGGAUUUUAUUCGCAGCGAAAAAAGUGAUCAAAAUUAUGAUCCUAAUACACGGCAUUGUUUAUAUGGUCUAGAUGCAGAUUUGAUUAUGCUUGGCCUUAUCACUCAUGAGCCUCAUUUCUCAUUGUUACGAGAGGAAGUGCGGUUUGGUAAGCAGGCAGAAAAGAAGCGCCCAACAUCAGCCGAAGAGACCACAUUCCAUCUACUGCAUCUGUCUCUGCUUAGAGAGUAUCUAGAUGCUGAGUUUGAGCCUUUAAAGAAAUUUGAGUGGUAUGAUCUGGAGAAUGUGAUUGAUGACUGGGUGUUCAUGGGCUUCCUUGUUGGGAAUGACUUUGUUCCACAUUUGCCUGAUUUGCAUAUUAACCAUGAUGCUUUGCCAUUGCUUUUCAAAUCUUACAUGGAAGUUGGUUCCGAUUUGAAGGGGUUCAUAAAUGAGGGUGGCGAGUUGAAUUUAGAGAGACUUGAUAUAUACCUUCAGUAUCUCUCCAAGUUUGAUAGAGAAAAUUUUGAGAACAUAUUUGUGGACUACAGCUUUUUAGAAAGUAAGAAGGGCAGUGAAGAUGCAUGGAAAAGUAAAAGAGUAGAAGAAAAGAAGAAAGUACUAAGAAAGAAGGAAAAUGGGAAUGCAUUUGAACUGAUUGCUGUUGAAAGAGCAGAAGCAGCUGCAGAAGUUGACUUCUUUGGAAAGGAGAUUCCAAAGCCCCAAGUUGCAGAGGAUGGUGCCGAAAAUGACCAAGAACUCUCUUCAGAUGAGGUUUUUGAGAAAGAGUUUUUAUUACACAAGCAAGAUUAUUACAAAAAUAAGUUUGAGAUGGAAACUGUAACAGAAGAACGUCUAGAGCAGCUUGUGAAGGACUAUGUGGAGGCCCUGCAGUGGAUAUUGUAUUACUAUUAUAAUGGUGUUCAAUCUUGGGCCUGGUAUUACCCACAUCACUAUGCACCGUAUAUGUCAGAUCUGAAGAAUAUCAGGCAUCUGAAGUUCACCUUUGAGAAAGGGAAACCCUUUCUACCAUUUCAACAGUUACUUGGUGUCCUACCAGCCGCCAGCAGAGAACUUCUACCAGAGUGCUUCCAGAAACUAAUGAUCAUGGACAACUCGCCCAUUAUAGACUACUAUCCUUUAGACUUUAAAACAGAUCUUAAUGGGAAACAACAGGACUGGGAAGCAGUUGUGCUGAUUCCAUUCAUAGAUGAGAAACGUUUGUUGUCAGCGAUGGACUCUGUAGCUAAUCAGAUGACCAAAGAGGAGCGUGGUCGCAAUCAACACGGUCCACACCUACUGUUUACGUAUGAUGUCAACCUUCAUGAUGUUUACCGUUCAGCUCUCCCAAAGGAAUUCCCUGACAUCGACCCAUGCAGAGCCAGACGUACAGAGAUUCCAAUGAAUAAAUUUGAGAUUCCAAUAGAAAAGAUUAGAAAAGGGUUGUGUCCAGAAGUGCGUUUGGGUGUUUAUUUUCCUGGCUUUCCCACUCUACAUCAUUUGGAAUACACAAGUAAAAUCAAGAACGUAGAAGUGAAAGUAUUUCAGCAAGUAAGUCGAGGAGACAACAUGAUAUUGACCAUUAAAAACACUCAAUCUGAAAAGGAUAUUAAUGAACUUGCAGUGGAUUAUCUGGGGCAGCAUGUUUUUGCCGAGUGGCCUCACCUGAUAGAAGUCAAAGUUGUAGAAAUUGCUAACGACAAAGUCAGGUUUAGGCUAGUUGAAGAACGAGGAAAAUCAGCAAGAAUUGAGAAACAGCCGAUGACUGACCAGGAUAUGACAGCCUGGGUUAAGGAAAUAAAGUGCAUUAAGGAAUUGUACUUAAAGCGAAAAGGUGUUGAUAUUGGUGCAACCUAUAUUCUUGUUUAUGCCAAGCCCAUGAUGGGAAGAAGGUAUACGUGCAGUUCACAAGGGAAAGUGACAUUGGAGAAGGAGUGGGGAGAGUUGCCAGUUGCCUAUGCACACCAUAUGCUGGUAAAGGAUAUAUCUGUACAUGACCCAACAUUUCAGCAGUUUAAGACAUUGGAUGAACUGUUUCAAGUUGGGGCCUCGUGCUGCAUGUUAGGCUCACCACAUUAUGGACAUAUGGCUAAAGUAGUUCAAGUGGUUGAUGGUCGAAUUAGAAUUGAGAUGAAUGUCCCAGUUGAACCAGACUUUCAGUCAAUUAUAAGCAGACAACAGAAUUAUGAACAACAGUACUUUCCUGGCUACCGGAUGGCACAGCGUCUUGGAGUGACAGGGUUUGUUCUUUCACGCAUCACUGGUUCUGUUUUCGUAGUGGCUGAUGGUGGAAGGAGACUAAAUGUAGGCCUCAAUUUAAAAUUCAAUCGCACAAACCAAGAAAUACCAGGCUUCAGCCGCAAGGACACUGAACAAGGCUGGACCUACUCUUCUCAGGUUCAGCAAAUACUUGUUCAGUAUAUGAGAAUGUUUCCUGAGUUAUUCCGUGUGCUUAGUCAACGGCCAAACGGUGAUAGUUAUGCCGAAGAUGAAAUUUUUGGUGAUACUCCGCGGUUGAACGAAUUGAAAGAUUGGCUUGAUAAACAAGAGUGCAUGAAAGUGUUGCGAGUAAAGAGCGGAGUUAAACAACUUGAUGAACCAGUAAUUAAUUUACUUGAAGCAGAAGUACAGGAGAUUAAGGAGAAAAAACCAACAAAAACCUGUUUGUCUGUGAGGCCCCAUUUACUAUUCCUGAGCAUGCAGAAAAUGGGUAACUUGAUUCCAGAUCCAAAUGGAACGUAUGAGUUAUUUGAUCGUGUUAUAAACGUUCGGCAAGGAUACACUGUUCCCUUAGGAAUGCGGGGCACUGUAGUUGGCAUCCAGCCAGGUGAACGUAUUAUAGACACAUUAUACGAUGUCGUAUUUGAUGAAGAGUUCAGUGGUGGAUUUUGUAUUCGUUGUACUGGUAGUCGUGGUUACAGAAUGCCACCCACAAGUCUUAUAAGUCUUUCACAUGGUCUGCGUAAAGGUGGAUCAGAAGCUAAACCAACAGCAGUUGUCAAGCCCGUUAAUCAGCCUGAGCACACAAGACAUCGAGGAUGGUAUGAUAAUGCUAUCGCCAAAAUAGGUGUCAAUAUGUCACAGUCUUCCAGCUUUAGAGAUGCACAGACAGCCAGGAAAAACUCAAGUUCCACGGUACAGAACCAACAACCUAGGAGAAAGGAUGUCCCACAAAAUGAUUCCAAUCAACACAAAUUAACUAAAGGUAAAUUAGGGCAAAAUUCAUCUUCCAAGAGCACAGUACCUCAAUUAGGCCAACCUGUUGGAAAGUUUACUAUACUACCAAGAAAGUCAACCCACCAAGAACAUGUGACACAAAACAGUGAUACCAGAAAUGUUUGUGGCAACAAUUCAACACAUCACAAGCAACCUGACGAUCAAAAGGAGUUUGCUAACAUAUGGAAACAAUUACAACAAUCUGAAAAACUACCUGUUGCCAGUGCAUCAGCAGGUGUGCCUUCAUCGUCAUCAACAACAACACUUGCUGGGAACAUGUCGCCAAAAGUUACACUGUCACCUGUAGUUGCAAUGGACACUAGUGUUAUCACCAAUGUUACGCAGGAUGAAAGCAUUGACGAUACCUUGGAUGGUAGCUGCAAACAGACCAAGGAUGCCCACGAGGUGCAAACCAACAAGGAAAUGUAUUUGCAGAAAGGAACAGAAGACCUAUGUCGGUUGUUAAACAUCAAUCAUAUUGCUAGCAAACCAGUAUCUCAACCUCCAAAAAAGACACCUGUUACCCCACAAUCAUACGGAAAGCAAAUCAAUGUAUCUCAGCUCUUUGCAGUUGUAGAUCUUGCUCAAUCUGAGCCAUCUAAACCUGAACUGCUAAGUCCAGCAUACUUCUCAUCACCACCUCAAGAUAAUUCUCACAAGCCUGGACAUCCUCCAGUCAAUUCCCAUUUGGCUGGGCCACCUCAGACCCAUUCCCACAAUGCAGGGCCUAAUUCCCAGCAGAAACCUAUCAUCCAAACUGGUGCAGUACCAAGGUAUGCAACUCCAGGGAUUGGACAAUUCACACAAAUUCCUCAAGGCCAAAUAAUCUACCAGCCUCAACCUACACAUCCUGGCACUCAGACAGGCUUUAAUCAACGUAGACAGAUAUACCCAGCCAACCCACAUAUGCAGCAGCCUCGUGUAAAUCAGUACCAAUGGAGUGGUGGCAAUCAGACUAGGGGAACUGGUCACAUGCAAGGACAUUAUCAAGGCUACCGACAGCCAAUGUACAUGCUGAACAAUACUGCAAAUAUUCCAGCGCCAGUCAGAAUGCAUCAUCAAUUUCCAAACCCUUCUCAUCAAAAUUACCAGCGGAAUCCUGGAUAUAGAGGUGCAGUUCCACAGCCACGAGGGCCUCCUACAGGUCCAAAUCAACCCACAUGGAUUAGGGUACCCACUCCUAAUCAGAAUGCCUCUCUUGCUACACCAAACACGUUCAUACCGUUGCAGGUUACUAAGCAGAUGACACCAACCAAGUCACCCAUUACGCCACAGAUAGAACUUAACAAGAAUCCUGAUAUGAAAUUGGAAGAAGUAACCGCACCAAAGCCAACUGAAAUAAACUUAAUAUCAAACGCAGAUGAUGCUAAUUCUUGUGUUCAAAGUAAAUCAGAACAGACAAAACCAAUUGUUGAUGUCAUAAAAGGUAGACAACAGAGGAAAUCCAGACAUAGAAAAAGUGGUGUUAAGUUAGCAAUUAAUUUUACUGGAAAUUGAGUAGAUGAUGGUAAUGUGAAAUCUGAGCUAAUUCUGUAGCAUGCAAACUGAAGAAUUUAAGCUAUGGCUAUAUACUAAUAACCUAGGUAAUAAUAAUAACACAGGAAUUUAUACAGCGCCUUAAAAAAAUUGAAAUAAUAUGUUAAGGUAAGCAUGCAGGAUGGAAUAAGAGAAAAAAAUGUUAAAUAUGUUCAUUAUGAAAAAAGGAAAGGGUAAUACUGAAGCAGGCAGUUUUUGAAAGGCAGUGGCUAUUGUUACACCAGUUUUAAACCAAUUUUGAAUUAUGAUUGGAUGUUAUUGUGUGUAUUGAUUGGAUUAGGACAAUAACAUCCAAUUAGAAUUAAGACUGGUGUAACAAUAGUUAUUGCCUAUUUAAAAAUGAAAUAGAAUACACUGUAGUAUGGAAUAUAAAGUAUUGGCUUGGUGUACAAUAGAAUAAUUUUUUUUAGGUCUGUUGCUUCUUCAGGAAGCUGUGUAAGGCGAUCCUGGUAGGGGACAUGCAUAAUGUUAGUAACAGUGCUUGUAUAAAGGAACAAUGUAGUAAACAUCGUACCUGGCCUAUCCCCACUUUGUGAUAUCAAAUGUUUGGAGAAGUGUCUUUGCUGGUUGUAUCUGCAAUAUACCAUCGACCCCAGUGGUCAAGGGUUAUGACACUUGCCCUGACAGCAAGAGGUUGCAGGUUAGAUGCCUGUCUGGGCACUUUUACAAAAAAUUAAGAACUUUUCAAUUGAUAGGCUAUGCUGCAUACAAUGUUUACAUUUAUUUGAGCACUCUUUCUACCAUUAUGUAAUUAUUUAUAUACAUUAAAAAAUAUAUAUAUAU
Molecule: messenger RNA, 6200 nt
Organism: Anneissia japonica
Lineage: Eukaryota; Metazoa; Echinodermata; Crinoidea; Comatulida; Comatulidae
Product: 5'-3' exoribonuclease 1-like
Exons: 35
Coding region: 144-5378 (1744 amino acids)
Biological process (GO): nuclear-transcribed mRNA catabolic process; rRNA catabolic process
Cellular component (GO): nucleus
Molecular function (GO): 5'-3' RNA exonuclease activity; RNA binding
Source: RefSeq, a predicted model, not a curated record